CACUGUUCCCGGUUAAUCCGCCAUAUUUCCACAAGUCGCGUCGUUAAUAAUGGCGGAUAACGACAUAGAUUUAUACGCAGACGACAUUGAUCAAGAUUUUGCACAGGAUGAUUUCAGUGGAGAUAACGUAGACCUUUAUGACGACGUUAUAGCGGCCCCAUCGGCCGUAAAUAACUCAGAUGCAGAAACGAAUCAUCAAACUCCUUCGGGAGGAGGAGGAGGAGGAGGAGGAGAAGAAACAAACGGAAACGCGUUCUCCUCCUCAGGAAACAGCAUACAAAACAACUCUUCCGGAAGACGGCUUCAGUUGUAUGUUGGAAAUUUGACAUGGUGGACAACAGAUCAAGAUAUAACGAAUGCAGUCCACGACAUUGGCGUGAACGAUUUCCACGAAGUGAAGUUCUUCGAGCACCGCGCCAACGGGCAAUCGAAGGGGUUCUGCGUGAUAUCGAUGGGCUCCGACCAGAGCAUGCGGCUCUGCAUGGACCUGCUGCCGAAGAAGGAAAUCAACGGCCAAACCCCCGUCGUAACCGCUCCCACAAAACAGGCUCUCAGUAACUUCGAAAGUCAGUCAAAAACCCGUCCCUCACCCACCAACAACUCCAACUCGCGCCCCCAACACCCUAAUCACAGUAACAAUUCCAUCCAUCCAGGUAACAUGCAGAACUUCGGCGGCAGGCAGCCGAUGAACUCGCCGAUGCGCGGCCCCAUGCCGCCGGGGAUGGGGCCGGGAGGGCCCCGCAUGCAGGGCCCGCCCGGCUUCAACGGCCCGCCGCAGGGCCAGGGCCCGCCCCGCUUCCAGGGCCAGCCGCAGUGGAACGGCCCGCCGAGGCCCAACGGCCCCAACAUGGGGCCGAUGAGGCCCGGCGGACCGCCGCCGGGACAGCAGGGACCGCCCAGGCCGCCUAUGUACCAGGGGCCGCCGCAGGGCCAGCAAAUGCCGCCCAGGAACAUGCAGAACCAGAUGCCGCCCAACGGCGGCAUGCGGCCCGACUGGAACCGCCCGCCCAUGCAGCAGGGGUUCCCGCAGGGCCCGCCGCACAUGCAAGGCCCCAACAUGGGCCCGCGCGGACCGCCGCCCAUGGGCGGUCCGCCGCCGCCGCAGGGCCCGCCGCAGGGUCCUCCCGCCCCGCACGUCAAUCCCGCCUUCUUCCAGCAGGGGGGCGGCCCGCCGCCGCCCAUGCAGCACCACGGCAUGCAGGGACCCGGCCCAGUGAUGCCGCCUCAAGGCCCGCCUCCGCACGGUCCGCCUCACGGUCCUCCGAUGAACAGUCUGCCGCCUCACGGGCCGCCGCACGGCUACGGCCCGCCGCAGGGUAUGCAACCCCCGUACGGCGGCCCGCCGCCGGAUCAUCGCGGCGACAUGCCGCAACUGUCGGAGCAGGAGUUCGAAGACAUCAUGUCGAGAAACAGAACCGUCAGCUCGUCGGCUAUACAAAGGGCCGUUUCGGACGCAGCAGCGGGUGAAUACGCGAGCGCGAUCGAGACGCUGGUGACCGCGAUAUCGCUGAUAAAACAGUCGAAGGUCGCAAACGACGACCGAUGCAAAAUUCUCAUCAGCUCGUUGCAAGACACGCUGAGAGGCGUCGAAGAGAAAAGUUACAGCUCCGGCGGCAGAAGGGACAGGUCGAGGUCCAGGGACAGGCCGCACAGGAGAAGGAGGGACAGGUCCAGCUCCAGGUAUCGCGACAGAAGCAGGGACAGGGAACGCGAAAGGGACAGGGAUAGGGACCGCGACCGUUACUACGCCGACAGUUACAGGGAACGCGACAGGGGCGACAGAGGGGACAGGGGCGACAGGGAAAGGGACCGUUCCAGAAGCAGGGGCGAGAGACCGGAGAGGGAAAGGGAGCGGGACUACAGGGAAAGGCCUGCGGAAGAAGAGGCGUUAAAACUAAACGAGAUAAACACGAUCAGUUCCAGAGUGUCGAGGUCGAGGAACAAAUCGCCGGCCGACAACGCGGACGCCGCCGGCGACGCGCCGUCGAAGUCGCGCUACUACGAGGACCGCUAUCGGGACAGGGAGUCGCGACGCGAGAGCGACCGCGAACGCGACAGGGAGCGUCGCGACGACACCCAUCGCUCCAGACACUAACAAAAACAAUAGAACGUUGCGUAUUAAUUACCCAAUACGCGUUCUUUUCUUUUUUCGGUAAAUGCUACCGAUCGCGGCUUUUUCGAAAGAGUUUUCCAAAAAUUCCUAUUUAACAAUUUUUUAUCACCAAAUAUCGCCGAUUCUAUGGCACGCCGUUUUAAAUAAUUUGUUUUAUUUACAAUUUUAUUGCUUUCAAAUUAUAACUAAAAAUUUAAAUAUACAUAAUUUAUUUGGUCAGAAUAUUUUAUAAAAAUAUUUAGAUUAAAUUGUUUUUUACUAUUUAAAAAUAGUGUCUACCAAAAUAGUUUAAUAAGUUAUUUUUUUAAAUCUCAAAACAAUUGAUAAUCAAAAAAAUAUUUUAAAUAUUAAAGUUUAAGUUUAAAAUAUUGGUUUUUAAAAAUUGUUUAUAAAAUAUUUUAUUCUACAAAAUUAUUGGUUUAAAUUUGUAAAGAGUCAUUUAAAUGAUAGUUGAUCAAUUUUAAAGUGGUUAUUUUUGGAUUAAAAAGUUGUCAAUUAUCAUUUAAAUGACUCUUUACUAUGAGGCGCCGUUUGGGCCAAUAUAAAAUAAAGUAUUUAUAUAUAAAUUUUUAUCUAUGAUUGAAAAUAUUCUUGAUAUAUAAAAGAUUUCAAUUGUGUGAUUUAAGUUUACUUGUGAUUGAUAUAUUUUAAAGCUUUCGCAAUAUACCGUGUGCAAUGAGGGCGCCACUUCAAUGUUCGUAAACAUUAAUGGAUGGAAAUUUCUAUCCUUGAUUGAAAAUAUUCUAGAUAUAUAAUUGUAAUUUUGUAAUUAAAAUUCGCUUGUAAAUGAUUUAUUUUAAAGUUUCCACAAUAUACCGUGUGCAGUGAGAGCACCACUUUGAUGUUCGUAAAUAUUUUUGACAUAAUUGUCAUUUAACAUUGCCCGUUAUUUAUUUUUAUUAAACUUAACAUUUAUUUAUAAUUUAAAAUAUUAAAAUGGCUGUAAAAUAUUAUUAAUUUUAGCAAUAAAAAACCCAAAGGUUAAAAUAUUUUCUUAACAUAAUAAUAUUUUGAAGUUAUUUUAAUAUUUUAAAGUAUCAAUAAAUGUUAAGUUUAUUAAAAUAAAUAACGGGCAAUGUUAAAUGACAAUUAUUUCAAAAAUGUUUACGAACAUAAAAAUUGACGUCCUCACUGCACACGGUAUAUUGUGGGAGCUUUAAAAUAAAUCAUUUGCAAGCCAACUUAUAUCACAUAAUUAAAAUCUUUUAUAUAUCAGGAAUAUUUUCAAUCAAAGAUAAAAAUGUUUACGACCAUCGAAGUGGCGCCCUCACUGCACACGGUAUAUUUUGGAGGCUUUAAAAUAAAUCAAUCACAAGCGAAUUUAUUUCACACAAUUAAAACCUUUUAUAUAUCAACAAUAUUUUCAAUCAAAGAUGAAAAUUUAUAUAUAAACACUUAAUUUUAUAUUGGCCCAAACGGCGCCUCAUACUUUACAAAUUCAAACCAAUAACUUUUAUUUUUAACAAAUUUAAAUUGAUACAUUUUGACACAAAUAAAAAACACUGCGCGUCAAAAUUAAAGCAUAACAAGUAAAAAAAUCCAACUCUAAAACGCCAAUCUUUAUAAAAUUUUAUAUAAAAAUACUUCAACUUCAAGCACUUUUAUUUAAUAAUAAAAAACGCUCAAAAUUAAACUUUUAUAGGGAAUCUUUUUUUUCAAGUAAAUAAAAAAUUUUGUACAAAUCAAACGAAAAUACAGUCGUCAAAAAUUACCACUUUACGGCAAAAUAAUCAAACCAACUUUGAAGAGCUGUAUCUUCGUAACUGUUCGUUUGAUUUUUACAAAAUUUUCAAGGUAUACUAACAAAAAUACGGUCUUUAACAGCCUAUUUUUUAUUUUUCGAACGUUUUUUUAAUGAAAUAAAAGGGCUUUAAAAAUAUUUUCUCGAAAUAAACGUAAACUGAGAUAUAAGUUGAAGUGUUUUUAUACAAUUUUUUUAAAGAUUGGUAAAGGCGUUUUAGAUCUUUUUACGUGUUAUGCGUUAAUUUUGACGCGCAGUGUAUUUGUGUUUAAAAUGUAUCAAAUUAAAUUUGUUAAAAAAAAAGUUUUUGGUUUAAAUUUGUAAAGAGUCAUUUAAAUGAAAGUCGAUACAUUUUUUCACAAUACAUUUUAAUUUUAAAGUGGUAAUUAUUGUAUUAAAAAUUUAUUGAAUAACAUUUAAAUGACUUUACAAAUUUAAACCUGAUAAUUUUGUAGAAUGAAAUAUUUGUACUAAAAUUUUUUUUUAAUCAAUAUUUUUAAGCUCAAAGUUUUACAGUUGUAUUUUAUAUUUAAAAUAAUUUUGAGUUUAAAAAAAAUUAACUUUGUUAAACUUUAAUCUUCACACUAUCAUCUAAUAAAUGAUAAUACGGAUUCCAAAUUUGUUGACAUUUAGCACAAGUAUAUUGUCGAAAAUUUCCAAUAAAAAUUUAUGGUUAAGGAGGUGAAGAUCGACGAUAUUUGAUUAUAAAAAAAUGUCAAAUUCCGAUAAGUUUUCCCGAAAUAUUUUUUCAAAAAAGCCGCGAUUCGGAACAAAUACCCAUUUUUAACUAAAUAUAUGUCGUAAUCGUUACGUAGUGCAUCUAACGUGUGCUGAGCGUGCGCAAUGCGAUUUCGGCGGUGUGGUAAAGCGCAUGUCAUAAUAAUGAUUUAUAAUAAUAAAAAUGAGAAAAUUCAUUUUUGGAGAGCUCAAAUGUUUGACAUUCAAAACUGAAUACCUGCUUGGGGAAAAGCAGGUAGCGUAAUUUUGCGACGUUUCCCACACCUUCGCAUCGGUUGCGCGCAUUUUUGUAGGUUUAAAAUUGUAAUUAGAUUCCGUUAAUUUUUGUAAUCUAUAUAUAUAUCAAAAAACUUAUUAAUUUGCUUGUAUGUAUAAUUUUAAUGUGUCUGAAGAACGAAGAAAGAAGAUAUCUCCAAAGAUAAGAAGAAUGUAUGUUUGAGAUAAAAAAAAUUGGUUUAGACUUAAACUGGGUUUUUAUUUAUUGUAUAAUAAGACCAUUGAUUAUGUUAUAAAAAUGAAAGUACACAUUUCUCGAAUUUACUAAUUGAAAAUGUCUGCUUUUAUUUUGUACCAUUUUAUCCUUAUUUUAGUAUAAUUUUAUUUUGUUUUAUUUAUUACUUUACAAUUUGCAAAGUACCCUUUUUAUUUAGUUUUAAUCAAGGCUGUGAACUUAUUGUACCUUUUUAAUAUCAAUACACUUUUUUAACGUGUAUAUGUGCCUUUUUAGAGGAUGAAAUCUCAUUUAAAAAAAAAAUUAAAAUUAUAAAUAUUU
Messenger RNA from Brassicogethes aeneus, 5364 nucleotides. NCBI's taxonomy places the organism in Eukaryota, Metazoa, Arthropoda, Insecta, Coleoptera, Nitidulidae. The record is from the annotation of a GenBank genome assembly.